Polychytrium aggregatum is the source of this 2317-nucleotide messenger RNA. RefSeq lists its product as uncharacterized. The transcript is spliced from 5 exons. The record is from RefSeq and is a predicted model, not a curated record. The coding region runs from base 404 to 2050 and encodes 548 amino acids. Lineage: Eukaryota; Fungi; Chytridiomycota; Chytridiomycetes; Polychytriales.
UGGGCCGUCUUCCCCCAGUCCAUCCGUCGCCUCUGCAAGCCUGUCCCGUCCAUUAAUCCCAUCUCCCCUGGAUUCCUUUCAUAUCCUUUCAUAUCCUUUCAUUUCCUCUCAUUUCGUUUCAUUUCCUUUCAUUUCGUUUCAUUUCGUUUCAUUUCGUUUCAUUUCGUUUUACUCUUCGCUGCCGGCUGGCAUCGCUUCGUCGAUCCCUCGAUCGUGUGUGUCCUGAACUCUGUCCGUCAUCUUCCAGGGACAUUCAGCGCCGGCUGCAAUCUCUUUGCAGACCCAUCGAAAUUAGCACAUCACCAGAGCAAACAUCAAGUAUCGAACCAUAUCAGACAUUCAACAUCACAAAUCCGAACAAAUCAAGCAUCAACCCACCAACCCAUCGCAGCCCGCAUUCGCCAUGCCCGAGUCUUCGUCUGCGGCCUUCCUGACCUUGGGCGUCUCGCCCACCCUCGCCCUGCCGAUCUUGCCUCUGCCCGGCUCCGAGACCCCGUUGUCGGUCACCGCCGAUGCCCUCAGCUCGCUCCUCACGAUCGAGGGCCUCGUCGGCGUCAACACCAUCCUCACGCCCUUCCCGUCGCUCUCUCGCCGCUCGGUCGCCACCAUCGCCGCCGCCCCGUCGAUCCAGCCAUCGCCAAAGCUGUCACCCCUCACCAAGCCCAUCUCGGUCUUUGUCCCCUCCGAUGCCUCCAUCACUGCAAAGGUCUCCUCCGAUGUCUCGCGGGGAUCGGCCCACUCGUCGGCGUCCUCGCCAUCCACCUCCAAAUCCUCCCUUUCGUGCGAGUCUGCCACCUUUGAGAGUCCCGAGCUGCCUCCGCUGGCGAACGUCGUCCCGGAUGUCUCAAGGCUGUGUCUCUCGCCACAGAGCACCACUCUCCCGCUCAGCGUCCUCUCGAAUGAAUCGCCCCGUCCCCGACCUCGGUCCGCCAUUUCCGUUUCCGACCGAGCACAUCCUUCCGCGCCGUAUCUACUCACAAACUCCCCGCGCAUCUCCACCGUGCUCGAGGUGCGCUUCCUUAUCGUCGAAUCGGUCGAUACCAGCGUUCAGGAGCUCUCCGACAGUCCCUGGGGGCUUGGGCCCAAUUCCGCCGUUCUGCUGGACCACACCAAGGUCAUCGCUGGGGUAUCCGAGUUUCAGGUCGUGCCCUUCACGGUCAAGGUCCCGCUGCCGGAAAACACGUUCGAUCGAGAGUCGGGCGCAUUCAACAUCGAUGUCUUUCGAAAGGGAUGUCCACAGACCUAUCGAGACGAAUACUCUGGAAUCAAGUGGACGCUCGAGGUGACUUGGAAGAGCGACCAAGGCGACAUCAUUGCUGUUACCAGCAGAAACCUCAAAGUGAUCCAUCAGCUCGACAAGGCAGCCCAACCUGUCCAGCCCGUCGUUCCUCCCCAUCCCUCGCGCCUUUCGCUGCCCCCGCCGCCAGUUCCGCAGCCCCUGAUCCCGAUCAAGACAUUCAAGGGCGUCAGCGAAGACUCCAAGGUGCGCUACGUCGUUCAGGUGCCGGAAUACGUCACUACCCGCCUGAGGUCGUUCACUGUCGACAUCCAUCUUGUCAUGAUGGACGAUGCCUAUCAACGAAAGCCACGAUUCAACAAGGUCCAGGUGGAGCUGAUCCAGAACCGACGAUACCAGGCCUCGCUCGAGAUUGCCCGCAAGACCCUCACCAUCUCGACACAGACCAACAAGCUCAAGCUCCAGCGCCAGACCACCUUUGGCGAGCGGUACGAAGUCUCGACCCACAACACCUUCAACCAAUCCUUCACCUCCAACAUCACCGCUGACGUCUCCAGCACCCUGAUCCACAUCGGCCACGCCCUGCGGAUCAGGGCCUUUUACGAAAAGAACGUGGCUCGUCUCGCCACUGACGUGCUGGCCUCGUCCUUCUCAGUCGUCUCGACCACCUCGAUGUCGCUGCUGGGCUUUGGCCAGGGCUCCGGCAGCGGCCAUGCCGGCUCGCACGGCAAGGGGCCGAAUCUGACCGGGUUUUUGUCGGCCAUCCAUGGCGACUGGACCGAGUUCGACGUGCCCCUGGUGGUCUUUGAUUGAGGUCGACCUCGGCCCUCUCUGUCACUGCCCACGACCAGCGGGAUCCUCUCCCCCCCCCCAGCGUUUCUCUUCAUAUUGCUGCCGUUUUCCCUGGACUCGUUUGUACCCUUUGCCUCCAUCACAUUCCUCACUUGGCUUGCUCGGCCGCACUCUGGAUCAUUUCCCUCUCCCACAUACACACCACUCAAUCGUCCGCUCGCCUGUGUAUUGAUGUCUCCGCUAUAUAUCUGUCCAAUAUACGACGGUCUGUCGGUGUGCCGCCCAGCC